GUAAAUCCCAUCUCAACUUCAAUGGAGCAGCAACAGCCGGGGCCGUCCGCCGUGCUGGACCCAGAUCACGUGACUACUCCAAUGAGUCACGUGACAAACGAGAAACAGCUAGCUGCCCACGUGACUGCACAGAUUGUGGGGGUGGAUUGCCACCCCCACUGCAAGACUGUUUUGGAUCUGUACCGGUGUUUGGUUAGUGGGUGUCUGGAACUGCAUUUUAGUGUGGUGUAUCUCCGUACUGCAGGUUACAGCGACACUGGUGAGAAUGUGGUAUGUCUAGAAGUUCAAGACAGGCUCACAGCCACCUCCCUCGCAUCCCUCAAACUGUUCAUCAUCGGAGCUAGAAUAGUAGGACAUCUCAGGAUGGAUGACGGACUACUGAUAACCUGGACACGUGACUUAGCUCAGUCUAUUCGGUUUGAUGUUCCUAUUGGUCCCCGGUCCUUCAGAGAUCUGCUAUCUGAGAUACGUCAUGUUCAGGAGGAGUUGGUAUCAAAGACAGUUCUCCACAUAAAGUCGCAGGGUGGUAUUAUAAACCUGCCUAUGCUUAGUCGCAUGCCGGACAACGUCAUCGAUAAAAUCUUCAGUUUCCUGUCUGGUUCAGAUCUCCGAGAGAUGAGUUUUGUUUGUCGGAGGUUUAAGAAUAUAGCUUACUCAGAUGACUUGUGGAGAAGUGUGUGCAAGAAACACUCCUGGUUCUCUAGACUACAACAGAAAGACCGGUUAAAAGGUGCUUGGCGAGCCUACUAUCGACAAUACAGAAAGUUCCGGAACAGAAGACACCGGUUGAGAAGGGAGCUGCUUGAAGCUGGAGCCAGAGCACCCACCCAACCUAUCAUCAUGAUUAACAGACGGAGAGGGAGGCGGCGAGGUGAGGACCCUCAGCAACCCAUCAUGGUUAUAGAUAGGAGGAGACACCGCAGACACGGUGCAGUGGGAGUGGCCCCGAAUAUUCGUCUAAAUAGAGGGCUGAGGAGGGGUGCAGCUAUCCCCCCUCCACCUCCUCCUCCUCCUCCUCCUGGUCCUGGUGCUGUAGCUGGUGCUGUAGCUGGUGCUGGAGCUGGAGCUGGAGCUGGAGCUGGAGCUGGAGCUGUAGCUGGAGCUGGAGCUGGAGCUGGAGCUGGAGCUGGAGCUGGAGCUGGAGCUGGUGCUGUAGCUGGAGCUGGAGCUGGAGCUGGAGCUGGAGCUGUAGCUGGAGCUGGAGCUGGAGCUGGAGCUGGAGCUGGAGCUGGAGCUGGAGCUGGUGCUGGAGCUGGAGCUGGAGCUGUAGCUGUAGCUGGAGCUGUAGCUGGAGCUGGAGCUGAUCAAGACGGGCAACAGCGUGUUGGCCCUGUUAGGAGGGUAUUCGCGAGAAUAAAUCCCAAUCGUCGUCUGCAGAUCGCUGUUCGUCGCAGAGCACAACAGCUUGUUCCAAAUCCUCAACAACCGGUUCCAAAUCCUGAGCAACCUGUUCCAAAUCCUCAACAACCGGUUCCAAAUCCUGAGCAACCUGUUCCAAAUCCUCAACUACCUGCUCUUAACCCAGAACAACCGGCUGUGAACCCUAGAACAGUAGGAACGCCUGCCACUGCUCAAAGACCUGCUGUGGCAAUGAACAAUAUUGGGGCUCCUUCAGCACAGGGUGAUGCAGCACCGAGACCUGGCGGAAGAACUGGUCAGCGAAGUUUAGGAGAAGCAAUAGGUAGAGGUAGAGCGCUGCUGGAGCAGCAGAGACGUAUGAUAGCGGAGGACAUGGUGAGAAGGCGAGGAACUGGUCGGCAGCAAAACCUUCUUUCUGUGUCCAGGAGAUUCGAGCAAACCUUGCAAUCGGCUUCAAAUCUUUUUGAUCUUAUCGAAUCUGCUCCUGUUGCUGAACCAAAUCAGAUAGCCAGUGAUGAAGGACUAGUUGAACAAAGACUGGUCGAACUGCAGAGACUUUCUCAACAAUUUCAUCAGCAAGCUCAGAGGCCCCCGGAACCAGCUCUGCCCCAAGUCCCAGCUCCAGUUAUCACUCCCCCCGUUCCAUUUAUCACUCCCCCCGUUCCAGUUACCACUCCCCCCGUUCCAGUUACCACUCCCCCCGCUGAUAUUCCUGAGCCUGGUCCUGCAGUAAAACCUGUUACUGCACACAACCCGCAACCUCAGAAUACGUUACCAGCAGUUGGAUACAAUCAAGCUGAUCCAGUAGUACAACCCAACCCCAUGAGAGAGGCUGAUUCCCAACCACCAGCUGCUGCACUCCCAGACCAACCCGCCCCUCAAAAUAAUGCGCCAGCUGAAGAUUUACCAGAAGUAGGACCUGGACAGCCCAUACCAGUUCUCGCUCCCUUCCCCGACCCACCCAACGAGGAAGAUGUUGCUGAUGUCGACGAUCAGAUACAGUUCCAAGUUGAUGGACAAAACGUUGUCCCGGGUCAGGAUGAGCAACAUUUCAGGAUCAACCUUAACGCGGAACAAGGGCACCAUCUAUUUGCGGCCGUUGCUGCAAACCGGGCGGACCCAGCAAACGAGGUGAUCCCCGCAAUGAGAAUGGAAGACGGUAACCUUCACAUCAAUGCGGGAGGUGUGAACAUCGCUAUAGAGUUACCGUUCAGGGGGGAUAGAGCUGAACCCCCGCCAAGAGUUGGGGCUCAACCCCAACGGGAACGAGUCAGGCUCAGAGGUAGGCUAAGCCACAGAAACGAACAAAGUCCCUUUUUUCAACUCGACCCACGUAAUAUCCAGAUUAUGCGCGCUAGGAUUGCCAUCAUAGGCAGCGAAUUCGUUAAAAGAAUCAAGUGUAAUCUUUCCGGGGAGUUCCCCCCGAACCACAACUUCCUGACCCUUGAGUUGGUCUACAUCUCGAACAUGAUCGCUAAGAACAUCAGAGAGUCACUGGACAUGAGCACUGACGACCCUGUCCCUCCCCCAGCUCCUCCACCCCUCCCUGAGUUUUACCCUUACUUCGACCCGGAGAUGCCUGGACAGGAGGUCCUGGAGGGGCGUGUCAACGCAAUCGCGGAGAUCUUCAACGAAACCCUCCGGAACUCUCUUCGCUCAGAUAAAAUAUUCGUCAACAGGAAAGUGAGAAACUUCCAGCACAACACUCGAGACAACAACGUUCACCCACCCUCUGAUAACCUGUCCCUAGCUUCACAAUAUUUCCACCAGAAAGUUCGAGAACUGGUAUCCGGUUCGGCGUUACAACUGGAGAACGUAGUGGUGAGUGGAGGGGAGCAGACUUCAGAGCACCGGUUAACACACCGUGUGCUGUCUGUGGCCCUGGGGAGACCGUAUGAGGAAAUUAAUCGGCGAGUGGUAGGAAACGUUAACACAGAACAGGAACCGAGGAGGACUGCAAGUGUUAAUGUUACUUUAAACUCUGCUGAAAAUAGUUCAAAUAUCGACCCCGCUGAAAAUAGUUCAAAUAUUGACCCCGCUGUAAACACCUCAGAUAUCAACCCGACUGAAAAUAUAUCAGAUAUGAACCCGACUGAAAAUGGAUCAGAUAUGAACCCGACUGAAAACGGAUCAGAUAUUAACCCGACUGAAUACAUAUUAGAUGUCGAUUGUGUUAAAAACGGAUCAGAUGUAAAAGUAACCUCUGUUGAAAAGGGGUCAAAUACGUUGCCCCACGAUGAUGGAGAACGGCCUGGGCCUUCACGAGAGUACACAGAGGAGCAUGUUACUCCCGGUAUCGAUGAUAAUCAUGUGAUACCAGUUUCAUCAGAUUCAAAACGGUACCUUUCGUCAGAAACUGACAGCAGAGAAUCCAAAGCCGCUAAAUUGAGCUAAUUUUUUAUUUGUUUACAAAUUCGUUUCUCAAGACCAUUUUAUCCAAACGCCACGGAUUUUUGCAGUAAGUUUAUCCGAACCACUAAAUAUAGACAUUAGGGUAUACAACUUCCAAGGGUUAGGGGUAGAGAAUUUCUUAAGGGAUCCUAACCCUAACCACAAACUAACUAGCCCUAACUUAUACUAACCCUAACCCGAACUGAAGCCCUAACCCAAAAUUUGUCUACCCUAAUGUCUACCAUUAAUGGUCUAGCUUCUCGGAAACUGCCUAAAUAUUGUUAAUAUGCGCCAUAUUGCAUAUGCACCAGCGAUUUAGUUACAUUCAUUUAUUUACUGAUCACUGAUAGUGAUAUAAUUUUGUUCAGAUCCUUAUGACUUACUGUAUACUAAUAAACACGAUGAGAUUAUCUUAACCACGAAUGUACCAACUCUGUCAAAUUCUUUUAUCUUUAUUUAAAUUUUUAAUCAUACAAAC
Messenger RNA from Bolinopsis microptera, 4228 nucleotides. RefSeq lists its product as uncharacterized. The record is from RefSeq and is a predicted model, not a curated record. Gene Ontology annotation, molecular function: protein binding. The coding region runs from base 22 to 3753 and encodes 1243 amino acids. The transcript has 6 exons. NCBI's taxonomy places the organism in Eukaryota, Metazoa, Ctenophora, Tentaculata, Lobata, Bolinopsidae.